AUGUACUUGUUGCUUCAAUCAACCAUUAGCGUUCUGCAAUCAGCUGCAAUGUAGAAAUGCUCAACCAUUAUUUGGAGCUGUUGAUAAUACAACUUGUAUUUGCUAUAUGCCAUCACAUUAUCCUUACAGUAUUUGUACUCAGCACACAAGACUUACAUAUGAUGAUGAGCUCACUUUGUCGACUAGUACAAAUAUUGAAUUACAAGGGCAUUAUCUCAAGUAUCCCGUACAUCAGUACAGAGAUUCAUCAACUAUAACUAAAUUUUAUGGCAUACAAAUCACUCCCGCCUUGGCUGUUAUCAGCAUUUUAGGCAUGUUAGGCAUAAUUAUGCUGUUGACAACGAUAUUACUCGUUGCACGCGCUUGUCGAACACAUCGUGAACAUCACAAUCGUGAAACGAAACGUGAAUUGGCACAAUCAAUUUUGCUUGAACAACGAGCAGAAGAUGAAAAAUACCUACCAUAG
Messenger RNA from Thelazia callipaeda (thelaziosis nematode), 466 nucleotides. The record is from the annotation of a GenBank genome assembly. Lineage: Eukaryota; Metazoa; Nematoda; Chromadorea; Rhabditida; Thelaziidae.